ACCAGACUUCCUCAAUCAAGUGUGAGUUUCCUGUUAUAUGUACAAGAAGCCACACACCCCAUCUGACAUUUUCAACUUCUAACUUCACCGACAAGAAAGAGGAAGGAACAAGUGCGUCCUGUGUUUAAGUGCAGCAUUUAAAGAAGCAAGCAGAAACAUUGCUGUUCUCUACCGGGAGACAUAUCUGGCAUGAUGGACCCACAGCUGGGUUAUGCUGUAGCCUUUGGCUGCAUUUUGGUUCUGGGUCUGCCUCUCAAUGCUGUGUCACUGUGGAUUCUGUUACGCCGCCACAACCUCAAAUCCCCCAGUGCUGUCUUCAUGAUCAACCUGGCCAUCUCAGACCUGCUGCUCGUCAUCUCCUUGCCCAUGAGGGUCUAUUUUUAUGCCACAGGCACCUGGCCAAUGAGCAGAAUGGCAUGCCGUUCGAUCACAAUGCUCUUUCGCGACAACAUCCGCUCCAGCUGCAUCUUCAUUACAUUCAUCAGUGUGGACCGGCUGCUGGCUGUGGUUUACCCUCUGAGGUCACGGCAUCUUCGCACCUCAUCGAAUGCCUGGAGAGCUGCUGCUCUUAUUUGGCUGUUUUUGUUGCUGUUGCACAUCCCAGAAUUUGUGGACUCUGCAAGAGACUUAAACAACUACACUCAGUCAACCUGCUUUGAAUUUCUUCCGCGUCGUCCUAGAUCAGCAAUGCAAUAUUUUCAGGCUGUGUUAGUGUUCACCAUGCUGGCAGUCAACAUUGUGUCCACUGCUCUGGUGUCUUGGACUCUACACAAACAUGUGACAGACUCUGCAAGGGUCAACAAGAAGAUGAAUGUCAUGCUGAUUUUUGUCAUGAACUUGGUUAUGUUCACCAUAUGUUUCUUGCCUUUGUCAAUUGGUUUACUCAUGACUUCAGCACCUUCACACCUGACACCUUUGAUAUGUCUUACUACUGUGAACUGUUGUCUGGAUCCACUGUUGUAUUACUUUUCCUUAGAUGCCUUCUGGAAGAAACCAGAGCAUGUGGAUCUUGCAAGAGAACAAUAGACAUAGGACAUAUGGUGUUCCUAUUUUCAUGAGAUGGUACCAGAUUUCCCAUGUGUCAUUCAGAUUUUUCUUUUUUUUCAGCCAAUAGGUUUUUUGGAUGUGGAUUCAACCUUUGGUUCCGAGUUUGACUGUAUUAUGAGUUUUAUCAAGAAGUGAAAUGUUUGUGUAACUUGCUGAUAUAGGGAUGUAGAACGGAAGUGUAUAACUGUUACUUUCUUGCCAAAAGUUAGAAAAGACAAAUAGCACUCUCAUGCCAGUACAUUUAAUAUAAAGUUACAGUCAGGAGAUGGUUAUCUAGCUCAGCUCAGAUUGUAAAUAUAGGGAAAUAGCUAGUCUGGCUCUGAUAGAAGGUACAAAAAUACAUAAAAUGGCUAAGAACAGUCUCAUAACCCCUUAAAACAGCCUGUUUUUACACUUUAGUUUCUAUAUCAAUAAUAAAUUUGGCAACAAAGUGAAUUAGUGUGUUUCCCAAAACGUUUACAUCUUGAAACUAACUAGAUCGUCUGCCAUUUUGUGGCUGAAUCUUGUUAUAACUUGCCUUCAUUUGGAACUGAACUUUGAAAUGUAAGAUGUAUGUUUAUGUGUGAAACACCAAGCUGGUUUUCAGGCAAUUAAGAAAGGACCCUAAAGGUUUUGAGUGAAAAACAGGACCGACCUUUUUAGCACCCUCCUUCUGCUUUUGUGUUUUUUAUUUUGUAUAUUAACAUUAUUUGACUCCCUUCUGUUCUCUGAAUGUUAUAAAUCAUUUGAUGUGAGUUGGCCUUUUGUCUUUUCUGAAUGUCUCAGCUUUGCAGCCAGCAGAUCUCGAAUCCUAAGCCCCACCAGAUGGAAGGGCGUCAGUAUAAGCCUACAGCAGACUCUAAGGCUCUAGAUUACUUCAUCUGCAGAUCUGAAAUGACCUAAAAGUGAUCACUGCUAAUGCAAUUAGAUACUGAGGGUUGGCAAAAUAACCUCUCUCUGACAGGUUUUCCCUAUAUCAACCUAAUAGUAGACAUUACCAUGUCAAAUGAGGCAAACGGUAGAACACAGGAUGAACGUUAUCUGUUCGAGAUCUGACCACAUAAACAUUAAGACAAAAUUCAGAAAUAAUAAACCCUCAUACCUGAUGAGGCAGAGAGGAAAGCUGUGAUGCAAGAGCUAGAUAAAGAUGAUGACAUU
Monopterus albus (swamp eel) is the source of this 2184-nucleotide messenger RNA. Its product is annotated as lysophosphatidic acid receptor 6-like. Bases 190 to 1026 code for a protein of 278 amino acids. Gene Ontology annotation, biological process: phospholipase C-activating G protein-coupled receptor signaling pathway; positive regulation of Rho protein signal transduction. Gene Ontology annotation, molecular function: lysophosphatidic acid receptor activity. The record is from RefSeq and is a predicted model, not a curated record. NCBI's taxonomy places the organism in Eukaryota, Metazoa, Chordata, Actinopteri, Synbranchiformes, Synbranchidae. The transcript has a single exon. Gene Ontology annotation, cellular component: plasma membrane.